Molecule: messenger RNA, 924 nt
Organism: Caenorhabditis elegans
Lineage: Eukaryota; Metazoa; Nematoda; Chromadorea; Rhabditida; Rhabditidae
Gene: F21F3.7
Product: Transmembrane protein 230
Exons: 4
Coding region: 25-531 (168 amino acids)
Cellular component (GO): membrane
Source: RefSeq, marked reviewed
ACUUCAAAAUAAAUAUUUCCAGAUAUGCCUAGCAUGCCAGGACAUCAGCGUAAUGUGUCACAGGGACAACAUCUGAUAGUCGAUCGAAACGAAUCGGACGACGAAGACGCUGAAAAGCUGGCUGGAAGAGCGGUCACGGCUGAAAAUCGAGCACACGAGGCAAUUUCAAUGGAACACGACGAUGCACCAUAUGGAAAUGGAGGAGUUUAUCCUGGAAGUAGUCCUCCGUUCACUCCGAGUAGGCCUCAAGAGAAUAAAUCAACAGGUUUAUGCAGUCCACAGCUUAAAUCAAAUAUCAAAGUGAUAAUUGGAUCAAUUAUAUUAACAGCUGUUGGAGCAGUUCUUCUUGUGAUAGGAUGUUGGGUUGCUAUGAAUCCAGAUGAAGCUCAUUCCGGAAUGCAACACUGGGUAUUCUUCUUCGCCGGCCUCGUUUGCUUUAUUCCGGGCUUCUACCACGUGUACUACGUGACGUGUACAUUAUGCGGCCGGCCUGGUUACUCAUUCGACAAAUUGCCCACUUUCAAUCGAUAGCCCCAUCCAUUUAUUCUGAAUCCACGUUUUGUAAUCUAGUCAAACACACACAAAAAAUCAGAAUUGAGGUGGUCUCCUCAUUUCAAAACCCCCGAAAACAUGGUCAUUCGAGAGAUUUCUUAGCCUUCAAUUCUCAUCUAAUCUUCACUUUUCUUCAUUAUUGUCGAUGAUUUCCAAGAUUCCUCCACCGGUUUCUUUUUCCUCUAAUCAAAAUUGAUUCAAAUCCCCUGCAUUUUUUUCCGAGCUUUUCAAAUUGCCACCACCUUCCCUCUAUGUACAUAGUUUCUACUACUACCUUACUACCCCAUCAUUUAUCAUUUACUUCUAUGUAUUUAUUUUUUCCUACUUGUCAUUAAUUUUUUUUUCGUUAAAAAAAAAAUAUAUUCCAAAAUA